AUGGAAAAUGAAGAAGAUAAAGAUAUGGUUAUGUUGCAUUUAGUCAGAAGAAACAACAAAAGCUUUUACGACCUUGCUAAGAUUUACAAAUCUGACAGAAAUUGGUUCUAUCGCGAAAACUUACCGAUUUCAAUGACCCCAAAUGAAGAUGUGAAACAAAUAGUUCAAGAUACGUUACCUCAAACACACUAUGAUAUGAAAGGUUGUACAAUACUUACCUUCAAAGAAGACUUACCGCUACUGAAAGAAAAAAUAACAGAGUAUUUUGACAACUUCAAACAAGUAGAGUAA
Messenger RNA from Trichomonas vaginalis G3, 291 nucleotides. RefSeq lists its product as uncharacterized. The transcript has a single exon. Lineage: Eukaryota; Parabasalia; Trichomonadida; Trichomonadidae. The record is from RefSeq and is a predicted model, not a curated record. Bases 1 to 291 code for a protein of 96 amino acids.